AAACGGAAAGCACAAAUUUCCAAAAAUUAUCCAUUGCAAUGGCAGAAAAAAAGGUAUUAGCUUGCUAUAAGAACAUACUAAGUGAUAUUAACGUGAAAUUGCGAAAUAUUGAAUUGCAUAACGUGACAACAUAUGAUGUCGACGAACAAAUACUUAUAAUUCCAAAAUGCAUUGGCUUUUACCGUCAGCCCAACCCUGAUGAGUAUCCAAUCGACUUGGCCAAGGGCUAUAAAGAUAUGAUCUUUAGCAUAUCAGAUCCUGUUCAUUAUCUGAAACAAAAAACAUUGCACUACAUCAUGUCGCAAAAUCAACGACCAAAAUUUGAUAUUUGCACAACUCGUGGCGCUUUAAAACAAAUCAAUUUCGGCCGCAAUACUAAAAUUGCGGCCAUACAUUUUAAGGAUUGUAUUUAUAUUAAGUCUCUUAAUGAUGCAUUAAACCCCUCACCACGUGAAAGUUAUCAAUAUGAGCUACGCAAGAACUUAUUUGUUGAUACGCCAGGUGAUCUACCCGAUGUAAAGAAACGGCUUGAUCAGCGGAAACAAAUCUAUGUGAACUUCAGCGCGCAUCUGGGUAUAUUUAAGAUACUUUACUCGGCUGAGAUUGCGGGCGUCGAUAAUACAGAGCCGCUAGGCGAUUUAAAAGAUCCAGGGGUACUUAAGCAGCUGCGCUUUACAAUGGCCAAAGUUCGUCAAAUGAAAAACAAUGACUAUUCGCGUGAGAAGAUAGUUGAACCUGAGUGGCUCUUUCAAGCCCAUUUCGCCGGCAUCGAGCAGCUCAGAUUGGCGUACUUCAAUGAAAAAGCAUUGGUAACACAGCCAAUUGAAACAAUUCAAGUUUCUGACUUAUAUAAGAAACAUGAAUCUAAAUUGAACAAACGUCUGCAAUUGCUGCACAGUUUUCUCUGCAAGAUCAAGAAUCUGAUGGCUGACGACGACUGUCCAUACACAACCUACGUCUUUAGCGUACGAAGCAAUUGCAUUUCGUAUGAGCGGCAUGUGGGUCAAAACAAAUACGGCUUUCUCGACGAGGAGUAUAUUAAAUUUGUCAAUGAUAAAUACAAGGAUUGAAAAGCUAUUGCUAUAAAUAU
Molecule: messenger RNA, 1090 nt
Organism: Drosophila navojoa
Lineage: Eukaryota; Metazoa; Arthropoda; Insecta; Diptera; Drosophilidae
Biological process (GO): nuclear-transcribed mRNA catabolic process; NAD-cap decapping
Cellular component (GO): cytosol; nucleus
Molecular function (GO): mRNA 5'-diphosphatase activity
Source: RefSeq, a predicted model, not a curated record